Molecule: messenger RNA, 2599 nt
Organism: Rhipicephalus microplus (southern cattle tick)
Lineage: Eukaryota; Metazoa; Arthropoda; Arachnida; Ixodida; Ixodidae
Source: RefSeq, a predicted model, not a curated record
AUGAUUGGCAUGGAUGCUAAGCACUGAGAAACGGCGUGGUCUAGCUCUGUCCGCUAAGCGUCUUCACUUUCAAGUACAAGGGUCUCAGUAAUUAACGGCCGCCUUGUUGCCUGCGAAACGGAAAUGAGCCACAAAAUAAGCAUCGGGACAGAAGAAAUAGAUCUUGACGAACUCGACCGACGCAUUCCGGAACUAGGCCUGAACGUCCCUUGCUGCGCGAAAGGUGGCGAUGGCGAAGACGGCGUUAGUGGUCCGUCGUCGUCUGUCUGUCACGUCUUCGAUAACCUGUCCCGAUGGAAUUACGUCCUGUGGCACGUCGGCUUACAGCUGCGAGAAUUCCGGGUUCCCGGAAGACUUUCGCUGGAACUAGUUGUCUACAAGGACGGUGGCGGCCGCGCACACCAGGCGCGCAGUCGCGACGCGAGGAUUCUGUUUCACGUCCUCCUGGUACGGCACGGCUGCGUCGAGAGCCUGCACCUGGACGAAGCCCUCGUGGAAGGCGCUGGACUCGGCGAGUGCCGGGAGUUGGUCGUCUCGGCUCUUCGCCAAAACACGAGCCUCCAAGCGUUGACCGUCUGGCGGCUUCACGAGUACACAAGCGUCCGUUCGGACCUGUUUGAAGCCAUUGGCACUAUGACGAACCUGCGCGAGCUGGCUCUGGACAGCACCUUACCGCGUUCGUUUGUUCAGGACGCUCUUUGUCCGCUUCUUGUGGCCACCACGUGUCUGACAACCCUGUCAACAGUGGGGAUCUUUCACGACGACGAAACCGGUAAGCGUCUAAGCGACGCACUUCUGCGCAACGAAACUGUCGAGACAUUGUCUGUUCAAUAUAGCAUCCUGAAUACUGGCCAGUAUAACGAACGUUCCGUAUUCUGUGACUUCCUGGCCAACAGCACACGGCUAACCUCUCUGAGCGUGCAAGGCGUGCCCGGGUGUCCCUUCUUCAUCGACCCCAUUAUCAAAAGCAUCGUCUCACCCCUCUUCUUCAGCACCAGGCUCCGUAAGCUCCGACUAUGCAGCUUCCGGUUAUCGGCCGACUGCGCGGCUCUGCUGGCUUAUCUCGUUUCCCGACAAGGUUGCCUUGAGAUUCUGGACAUAGGCGACUGUCUCUGGAGCCCCAAGGACUGGCUGGAACGAUGCUCGACCGGUAUACCUGCAGACGAUGACCGCGAGGAUCAAACUUGUCUCUGGAUGGAGCUGUUCGAUUUUACUGCGCCGGUUCAACUCUCUUUUAUGGCCCUCGGUUGCGAUGAACUCAAGCUGCACGAACUGCGGGAUCUAUUGAACACCGCCGUUGCCAUCGAGUCUCUCAAAACAGUAUCGCUGAGAAAUGUGCCGUUGGACGAACUGAAGGCAGUCUGCCGAGUCAUCAGGGAGGCCGGAAUGCUUAGCCGGGUCCACAUAGAGGAACUCUACUACGUCGAUUCUUCUACGCUAUCUAAUCUUCAAGAGUAUCCGGAGGCGUUAUCUAAGGUGGUGAUCAGGUCCUUCGCCGAGACGGGUCCACAAGCGUUUGCAGAAGCAGUCCAGCUAGCCUGCUACUGCUAUCGGGUCACCAUGCUCGAACUCCAGCUGGAUCGGGGAUUCCUAUCAAACGUCCUGGCAUUCCGCAAGCUGAGUGAGUACUUGAGCACAGCUGUAUCGCUGAGGCAGCUUUGGCUAACCGGACGUGACGAAGCGCAUCUCGGUCGUACUCUUAGAUCGGCAAAGCGACCUUACAGCGUACUCCUCGACUUAAUCUUCAAGAACUCGGCGAUCAGAAUUCUGCGGAUCACUGAUUUCCGCGUGGGCGAGGAGAACUUGCGUUUCCUGGCUGACGAAGUUUGUGCCAGCAAGACGCUGUGUUGGCUCAUCUUCUCAUCCGUGGACAACGCAGAAAACGACACGUUCGUUCGGUUGAUAGCCGCCAAGUUUCGCGAUAACAUGACCAUGUCUUAUUUGAAUGUCCUGGAACGCACAGACUGUGUGGACGAUGAGUGGUUCGUGAUUGAAGACGUCAUCAGCCGCAAUACUGGACACCUUACGUGCGCCGCGCACUAUAUUUUAGGCAAGGACCGCUCCCCGCGCUGCGCGGCUGCCUUCGACAUUGUUCGAGGCACGAAUGCUCUCAUGAGUAGAGUCGACGACCUCAAGCAACAGGUCUAAGGCACGGGCAUAUUUCCAAAGACGUCUGAUCUUUAGACCCGUAUAGGGGAAUUUUGAGGGUAGGGUCGCAUUUUGAGCAAGCCUAACAAGACGAAAAGGACAGUCAUGUUCUUUGAUACCGUACAAGUACAUUUAAUUUCAUCAGUUACCAUUGUCAGAAUUCUCAUAUGACUUUGUUUUUAGGUACUUUGUUGUGCGCAUUGUAGUCAGACAAGAAGAAAAAUGUCAGAAUUUGCCUAUCAUACCAACCUGCUUUCGUUACGACAAUAUGCACCACGAGUGCUUCAUUAGCAUUGAGUUUUCAUUUUUAUAGGCAUGUCUUGUCACCGAAUCUCUUGCUCAUGUUCAUUAAUCUUACUGGCUUCACAUUUAUCUCAGACAUGAAAAUGUUUUAUAUUUGACACUGCCUCUUUUUUAUGUCAUUUGAAUAAACUGAGUGCUGCUAUCAACG